Messenger RNA from Acanthosepion pharaonis, 858 nucleotides. The record is from the annotation of a GenBank genome assembly. NCBI's taxonomy places the organism in Eukaryota, Metazoa, Mollusca, Cephalopoda, Sepiida, Sepiidae.
AUGCAUACCGUCUUCUUUGUUUCUUUUCUGAGUUUCGUGCUUAACGGGUUUCAUAUUCCGUUUCUUGUCUUCUUUUUUUUCUUUGUUUUUAAUGUAAGCUUCCUUCUUUUUUAUUUCUUACGUGUUUUACUGUUUUUCUUUCUGUUUUUCUUUUUCUCAGGUCUCUUUAUUUUUCUCGUGUUUUUCGUUUUUUCACGUCUUUUAUUGUUUUUCUUUCCAUUUUUCUUUUUCUUACUUUUUUUAUUGUUUUUCUUUUGUUUUUUUCUUCUUUUUCUCCCGUGUUUUCUUUUUCUAACGACUUUUAUUGUUUUUCUUUUUCUCACUUCUUUUUGUUUUGUUUUUUUGUUCUUUUCUUUUUCUUACGCUUUUUCUUUUUUUCUUUUGUUUUUUUUUUUCUUUUUCUCACGCCUUUUCUUUUUACUCACGCCUUUUCUUUUUUUUCACGUCUUUUAUUUUUUUUCUUUCGGUUUUUCUUUUUCACACGCCUUUUCUUUUUCUCCCGUCUUUUCUUUUUCUCACGUCUUUUAUUGUUUUUCUUUCGGCUUUUCUUUUUCUUUAAUUUCGACUUUCUUCACGUCUUUCCUUUCGAUUCUCUUUUUUUCAUCCAGCUAUCUAUCUAUCUAUCUAUCUAUCUAUCUUUUUUUUCUCUCUCUCUUGAAUCUAUCUAUCUAUUUAUCUAUCUAUCUAUCCCAUUCUGUUCAUAUCUAUCUAUGUAUCUGUCUCUCUGUCUAUCUAUCUAUCUAUCUAUCUAUCAUUCUUUACUUAUAUGUCACAAUCUAUGUAUCUAUCUCAAUGUUCUCAUAUCUAUCUAUCUAUCUAUCUAUCUAUCUAUGUUCAUUUCGAUCUAUAUAUCUAUAA